Molecule: messenger RNA, 7434 nt
Organism: Peromyscus leucopus (white-footed mouse)
Lineage: Eukaryota; Metazoa; Chordata; Mammalia; Rodentia; Cricetidae
Product: E3 ubiquitin-protein ligase TRIP12-like
Biological process (GO): protein polyubiquitination; proteasome-mediated ubiquitin-dependent protein catabolic process; DNA damage response
Cellular component (GO): nuclear speck
Molecular function (GO): ubiquitin protein ligase activity; zinc ion binding
Source: RefSeq, a predicted model, not a curated record
CGCCGCCGCCGCCGCCGGGGGGGGUGGGGGGAGCCAGUGGAAGUUGCCGUCGCGCCACCGAGUCCGGACCGGAGACUUUGGGGCCUAACUAGUGAAUGGUAGUGUCUAGUAAGGGUAUGUCCCUUCAAGAGAGAGGUGCCAAUGUCCAACCGGCCUAAUAACAAUCCAGGGGGGUCACUGCGACGUUCACAGAGGAACACUGCCGGGGCCCAACCACAAGACGACUCAAUAGGAGGAAGGUCACAUUUAGGGCAGGCAAAACAUAAGGGAUAUAUCCCUCCUGAGAGUAGAAAAUCUAAUUUUAAGGCACCCAAAGUGCAAUCUAAUACUACUUCUGAACUGUCAAGGGGACACCUUUCUAAAAGAAGCUGCAGUUCAUCAUCUGCUGUCAUAGUUCCACAACCAGAGGAUCCAGACAGAGCCAAUACUUCUGAAAGGCAGAAAACGGGGCAGGUGCCUAAGAAAGACAAUUCUCGAGGAGUGAAACGCAGUGCUAGUCCAGACUACAACAGGACCAAUUCUCCUAACUCUGCAAAAAAGCCCCGAGCAUUUCAGCACAUUGAGUCUCUCUCAGAAACCAGUAAGCCACAUAGUAAGUCAAAGAAGAGACAUUUAGAUCAGGAGCAACAACUGAAAUCUGCACAAUUGCCGUCAACAAGCAAGGCUCACACCAGAAAGAGUGUGGCUGCUGGUAGUUCACGGAGUCAGAAAAGAAAGAGGACAGAGAGUUCUUGUGUAAAGAGUGGUUCUGGGUCUGAAUCAACUGGUGCCGAAGAGAGAUCUGCAAAACCCACCAAGCUGGCUUCAAAAUCGGCCACCUCAGCCAAAGCUGGGUGUAGCACCAUCACCGAUUCUUCUUCUGCUGCCUCUACUUCCUCCUCAUCUUCAGCUGUAGCCUCGGCCUCUUCUACUGUACCACCAGGUGCCAGGGUGAAACAAGGAAAAGACCAGAACAAGGCCAGGCGUUCCCGUUCAGCAUCCAGCCCUAGUCCCAGAAGAAGUAGCAGGGAAAAGGAACAGAGGUCUUCUAAGUCAGAGACAUCAAAACCUGGACCUUCUGGAUUACAGGCCAAAUUAGCAAGUUUAAGAAAGUCUACCAAGAAGCGCAGUGAGUCCCCACCUGCUGAGCUCCCCAGUUUGAGGAGGAGCACACGUCAAAAGACCACGGGCUCCUGUGCUAGUACCAGUCGGCGAGGCUCUGGCCUGGGCAAGAGAGGAGCAGCUGAGGCCCGGCGGCAAGAGAAAAUGGCAGACCCUGAAAGCAACCAGGAGACAGUAAAUUCCUCAGCUGCCCGGACAGAUGAAGCUCCCCAAGGAGCCGCAGCCUCUAGUUCUGUUGCAGGGGCUGUUGGCAUGACCACCUCUGGGGAGAGUGAAUCGGAUGAUUCUGAGAUGGGACGAUUACAAGCCCUGUUAGAGGCCAGGGGUCUUCCUCCUCACCUGUUUGGUCCUCUUGGUCCUCGGAUGUCACAGCUUUUCCAUAGAACAAUUGGAAGCGGAGCUAGUUCCAAGGCCCAACAGCUUCUUCAAGGACUACAAGCGAGUGAUGAGAGUCAACAGCUUCAGGCAGUCAUUGAAAUGUGUCAGCUAUUGGUUAUGGGAAACGAAGAGACUCUAGGAGGGUUUCCUGUGAAGAGUGUUGUUCCAGCUUUGAUAACAUUACUGCAGAUGGAACAUAAUUUUGACAUUAUGAAUCAUGCUUGCCGAGCCUUAACCUAUAUGAUGGAAGCACUCCCUCGGUCAUCUGCUGUUGUCGUAGAUGCUAUCCCUGUCUUCUUAGAAAAGCUGCAAGUUAUUCAGUGUAUUGAUGUGGCAGAGCAGGCCUUAACUGCCUUGGAGAUGUUGUCACGGCGACACAGUAAAGCCAUUUUACAGGCGGGUGGUUUGGCAGAUUGCUUGCUGUAUCUAGAAUUCUUCAGCAUAAAUGCCCAAAGAAAUGCACUAGCAAUUGCAGCUAAUUGCUGCCAGAGUAUCACACCAGAUGAGUUUCAUUUUGUGGCAGAUUCCCUACCAUUGCUUACCCAAAGGCUAACUCAUCAGGACAAAAAGUCAGUAGAAAGCACUUGCCUUUGUUUUGCACGUCUAGUGGACAACUUUCAACACGAGGAGAAUUUACUGCAGCAGGUUGCUUCCAAAGAUCUGCUUACAAAUGUUCAACAACUGUUGGUAGUGACUCCACCAAUUUUAAGUUCUGGGAUGUUUAUAAUGGUGGUUCGCAUGUUUUCUCUGAUGUGUUCCAACUGCCCAACAUUAGCUGUUCAACUUAUGAAACAAAACAUUGCAGAAACGCUUCACUUCCUCCUGUGUGGUGCCUCUAAUGGAAGUUGUCAAGAGCAGAUUGAUCUUGUGCCACGAAGUCCUCAAGAACUGUAUGAACUGACAUCUCUGAUUUGUGAACUUAUGCCAUGUUUACCAAAAGAAGGCAUUUUUGCAGUUGAUACCAUGUUGAAGAAGGGAAAUGCCCAGAACACAGAUGGUGCAAUUUGGCAGUGGCGGGAUGACCGAGGUCUCUGGCAUCCCUAUAACAGGAUUGACAGCCGGAUCAUUGAGGCAGCCCAUCAGGUCGGUGAGGAUGAGAUAAGCUUGUCCACUCUGGGACGAGUUUAUACUAUUGAUUUUAAUUCUAUGCAGCAAAUCAAUGAGGACACGGGAACAGCACGUGCCAUUCAGAGAAAACCUAACCCCUUAGCCAAUACUAACACUAGUGGAUAUUCAGAGUUAAAGAAGGAUGAUGCUCGAGCACAGCUAAUGAAAGAAGACCCGGAACUGGCUAAGUCUUUCAUUAAGACCUUAUUUGGUGUUCUCUAUGAAGUGUAUAGCUCCUCAGCAGGACCUGCAGUCAGACAUAAGUGCCUUAGAGCAAUUCUUAGGAUAAUUUAUUUUGCUGAUGCUGAACUUCUGAAGGAUGUUCUGAAAAAUCAUGCUGUUUCAAGUCACAUUGCUUCCAUGCUAUCAAGCCAAGACCUGAAGAUAGUAGUUGGAGCACUUCAAAUGGCAGAAAUCUUAAUGCAAAAGUUACCUGAUAUUUUUAGUGUUUACUUCAGAAGAGAAGGUGUCAUGCACCAAGUAAAACAUUUAGCAGAAUCUGAGUCUUUGUUGACAAGUCCACCAAAGGCGUGCACAAAUGGGUCAGGAUCCCUGGGGUCUACAACACCAGCCAGCAGUGGGACAGCCACGGCUGCAACCAAUGCUUCUGCUGAUCUGGGGUCACGUUUGCAGCAUAGCAGAGAUGAUUCUCUGGACCUGAGCCUCAAGGGUGAUCGAUUGAGUGACGUUCUCAAGAGAAAACGACUGCCAAAACGAGGGCCAAGGAGGCCUAAGUACUCACCUCCAAGAGAUGAUGACAAAGUAGACAAUCAAGCUAAAAGCCCUACCACUACUCAGUCACCUAAAUCUUCCUUCCUGGCAAGCUUGAAUCCAAAAACAUGGGGAAGGUUAAGCGCACAGUCCAACAGCAACAACAUUGAGCCAGCACGAACUGCGGGAGUUAGUGGUCUUGCCAGGGCAGCCUCAAAAGACACCAUAUCCAAUAACAGAGAAAAAAUUAAAGGUUGGAUUAAGGAGCAGGCACAUAAAUUUGUUGAGCGUUAUUUUAGUUCUGAGAAUAUGGAUGGAAGCAACCCUGCCUUGAAUGUACUUCAGAGACUUUGUGCUGCAACUGAACAACUCAACCUCCAGGUGGACGGUGGAGCUGAGUGCCUUGUAGAAAUCCGUAGCAUAGUCUCUGAGUCAGAUGUUUCAUCAUUUGAAAUUCAACAUAGUGGAUUUGUGAAACAGCUGUUGCUGUAUUUGACAUCUAAAAGUGAAAAGGAUGCUGUCAGCAGAGAGAUCCGAUUAAAGCGAUUCCUACAUGUCUUUUUUUCUUCUCCACUUCCUGGAGAAGAGCCCAUUGGAAGAGUAGAACCAGUGGGCCAUGCGCCUUUAUUGGCACUAGUUCACAAGAUGAACAACUGUCUCAGCCAAAUGGAACAAUUUCCAGUCAAAGUGCACGAUUUCCCUAGUGGAAAUGGGGCUGGCGGCAGAGGAUCACAAGCUUUAAAAUUUUUCAACACACAUCAGUUAAAAUGUCAGUUACAAAGACACCCAGACUGUGCAAAUGUGAAGCAGUGGAAAGGCGGGCCUGUUAAGAUUGAUCCCCUGGCUCUGGUGCAAGCUAUUGAAAGAUACCUUGUGGUUAGAGGGUAUGGAAGAGUAAGAGAAGACGAUGAAGACAGUGAUGAUGAUGGAUCAGAUGAGGAAAUAGAUGAGUCUCUGGCUGCUCAGUUUUUAAAUUCAGGAAAUGUAAGGCACAGGCUACAGUUUUAUAUUGGAGAACAUUUACUACCAUAUAACAUGACUGUGUAUCAGGCAGUGCGGCAGUUCAGUGUCCAGGCUGAAGAUGAAAGGGAAUCUACUGAUGAUGAGAGCAAUCCUCUGGGAAGAGCUGGUAUUUGGACAAAGACUCAUACAAUAUGGUACAAACCUGUGAGAGAGGAUGAAGAAAGCAGUAAAGAUUGUGUUGGUGGCAAAAGGGGGAGAGCCCAAACAGCUCCAACAAAAACUUCUCCCAGAAAUGCAAAGAAGCACGAUGAGUUAUGGCAUGAUGGAGUGUGCCCGUCAGUAGCAAAUCCUUUAGAAGUUUACCUCAUUCCCACACCACCUGAAAAUAUCACCUUUGAAGACCCAUCCUUAGAUGUGAUCCUUCUUUUAAGAGUUUUACACGCCAUCAGUCGAUACUGGUAUUACUUGUAUGAUAAUGCGAUGUGCAAGGAGAUUAUUCCAACUAGUGAAUUUAUUAACAGUAAGUUAACAGCAAAAGCGAAUAGGCAGCUUCAAGAUCCUCUAGUAAUCAUGACAGGAAACAUCCCAACAUGGCUCACUGAGCUAGGAAAACCUGGUAAGACAGUCCCUUCGAUAAACUUGUAAAUGUUAGCAUGCCCAUUUUUCUUUCCUUUUGAUACCCGACAAAUGCUUUUUUAUGUAACUGCAUUUGAUCGGGACCGGGCCAUGCAACGAUUACUUGAUACCAACCCAGAAAUCAACCAGUCUGAUUCGCAAGACAGCAGAGUUGCACCUAGAUUGGAUAGAAAAAAGCGCACUGUGAACAGAGAGGAGCUGCUAAAACAAGCUGAGUCCGUGAUGCAGGACCUUGGGAGUUCACGGGCAAUGUUAGAAAUCCAGUAUGAAAAUGAGGUUGGUACAGGUCUUGGGCCAACACUGGAGUUUUAUGCACUUGUUUCUCAGGAACUACAGAGGGCUGACUUGGGUCUCUGGAGAGGUGAAGAAGUAACUCUUAGCAAUCCAAAAGGAAGCCAAGAAGGGACCAAGUAUAUUCAAAACCUCCAGGGCCUGUUUGCGCUUCCCUUUGGUAGGACAGCUAAGCCAGCUCAUAUCGCAAAGGUUAAGAUGAAGUUUCGCUUCUUAGGAAAAUUAAUGGCUAAGGCUAUCAUGGAUUUCAGAUUGGUGGACCUUCCCCUUGGCCUGCCCUUUUAUAAGUGGAUGCUGCGGCAGGAAACUUCACUGACAUCUCAUGAUUUAUUUGACAUUGAUCCGGUUGUAGCCAGAUCAGUCUAUCACCUAGAAGACAUUGUCAGACAGAAGAAGAGACUGGAGCAGGAUAAAUCCCAGACCAAAGAGAGUCUACAGUAUGCAUUAGAAACUCUUACGAUGAAUGGCUGUUCAGUGGAAGAUCUAGGACUGGAUUUCACACUGCCAGGGUUUCCCAACAUUGAACUGAAGAAAGGAGGGAAAGAUAUACCAGUGACUAUCCACAAUUUGGAGGAAUACCUAAGAUUGGUGAUAUUCUGGGCACUAAAUGAAGGUGUUUCUAGGCAAUUUGACUCAUUCAGAGAUGGAUUUGAAUCAGUUUUCCCACUCAGUCAUCUUCAGUACUUCUACCCAGAAGAACUGGAUCAGCUCCUGUGUGGCAGUAAAGCAGACACUUGGGAUGCAAAAACAUUGAUGGAAUGCUGCAGGCCUGAUCAUGGCUAUACUCAUGACAGUCGAGCUGUGAAGUUCUUGUUUGAGAUUCUCAGUAGUUUUGAUAAUGAGCAGCAGAGGUUGUUUCUCCAGUUUGUGACGGGUAGCCCACGAUUGCCGGUUGGAGGGUUCCGGAGUUUAAAUCCACCUCUGACAAUUGUGCGGAAGACAUUUGAAUCAACAGAAAACCCAGAUGACUUCUUACCCUCUGUAAUGACUUGUGUGAACUAUCUUAAGUUGCCGGACUACUCGAGCAUUGAGAUAAUGCGUGAUAAACUGUUGAUAGCAGCAAGAGAAGGCCAACAGUCGUUCCAUCUUUCCUGAUCACAACAAGAAAUCAAUGUCUGCCUGUUACAGCAAAAGAAAAAAAAAUCAUGAUUUCUUUUCUGUGUGUCACCUGAGUCAAGGAAACAUGUUCCUCCUUCUUGUUGUAGGAAAUCGGCUUGCAGAUUAUAAUUCAUAAUGGCCCCGUGGACUUAAAGUGAUCAGGCCCUAAAACGUUGUUGUGAUGAGGUUUCUUUAGCAAGUUCGUGUUUAAAUUAUCAUUUAUUUGAUGAGUGAAGUUUUUAACUUGCUUUGCUGUGUGAAAUUUCAAAGGGAUGUUUUUUCAGGCUGGAACAAUAAAUGUCGCUGUGCAGUUUAAUUCUGGGCUGUGUGUAUCCAUCUAGCUAAGUUUGCAAUUUGUUUCUUCCAAAGACAACUCUUGUACAUAAGUACAGACAUUAAACUCAUGUGUAUUUGACAACUCUAGUUUAGUAAAUGGGUUCUGUGUGCUUUCCACCUCUCUCAAUUUCUUUUUCCACUUCAUUGCUGCCUCUGCAGUUCAUACAGGUUGUUUUUGUUUUUAAAUAAUUCAACAUGAACAGUUAAAGACAUUUUCAUUAGCCCUGGGCCUUGUCAUCCUGGGCUCUUUCAAAUUAAGAUACAAUUUAAAAUUCAUUGAAUUUAAAUAUAUUCUCAAUAUAAUUCAGCCUUUGUAACUAGGUAAGUAGGCUUUUCUUAUAGCUUAGUUUUAAUAUAGUUACAGAGCACUCCUGGCUUUUUGCCAAGUGACACACUAGGUCUGUUUACAUAAUAUUUCCAUCACCCUCUGGAAAGGAGGAAGGAAAGCGCAUUCAUUUUUCUGUGUAGGUUAAAAGGUCCACAGCUUGGGCUGGCCAGUAUUUAUCCCAUGGCCAGACCAUUUUAAAUUGAUGUCAAGUUUUAAAUUAAUUACUUUUCAUUCCGUAUUGGAGUUUAAAUUAUUUUUUUUCCUUCCCCUACUCCUGUUUUAAGUUGCUGUUCUCAGUCUUUAUUUCACUCUCUCAUCAUCUCCCAGCGUUAAUUGAAUUGCAGAUGAACCGCUCAGCCUUUGUCUCCACACAGAUCAAAGCACCUGUAAACAAUGCUGUCCAUUUGUUUGUGUGCUCAUUUCUCAGAUCUGCAAUAAUCCGUCAGGUUAAUGUUUUUACCUAAAAAUAAAAGAAGUUUGCUUCA